Molecule: messenger RNA, 899 nt
Organism: Silurus meridionalis
Lineage: Eukaryota; Metazoa; Chordata; Actinopteri; Siluriformes; Siluridae
Gene: crygn2
Product: crystallin, gamma N2
Exons: 4
Coding region: 23-574 (183 amino acids)
Biological process (GO): visual perception; lens development in camera-type eye
Molecular function (GO): structural constituent of eye lens
Source: RefSeq, a predicted model, not a curated record
UUGGACAAUCUCCAUUGGAAAUAUGUCACAGUAUUCUGGAAAGAUAGUGUUUUACGAGGGAAGAUGCUUCACUGGCAGGAAGCUGGAGGUGUUUGGAGACUGCGAUAACUUCCAGGACCGUGGCUUUAUGAACAGGGUGAACUCAAUCCGUGUGGAGAGCGGAGCUUGGACCUGCUACGACCACCCUGACUUUAAGGGCCAGCAGUACAUCCUGGAGCGUGGAGAGUACCCGGAGUUCCAGCGCUGGAACUCCCACAAUGAUCACAUGGGCUCCUGCAGGACUGUCAGGAUGCAUGGAGAGCACUACAGGAUCGAGCUGUACGAUGGAAGCAACUACUCAGGUCACUGUAUGGAGCUUUGUGAAGACUGUCCCUUCCUGCAGAGCUGUGGCUAUGGCAGGCCCUGUGUCAACUCUGUAAGGGUGUUUGGAGAUGGAGCCUGGGUGAUGUAUGAGGAGCCUAACUUCCGUGGCCGCAUGUACAUCGUGGAGAGAGGAAACUACUGCAGCCACAAUGAGUGGCAGGCCCAGACCCCCAACAUCCAGUCCAUCCGCAGAAUCGUCAACUACUUCUAAACCUCCAACUCUCUUCUACAGCCCUUUCCACUCAUGCCUCCUUCUGCCAGGCCACAGAUUGUUACAAUUCCCACUCAUAUAAUGUAAAAUAAAUGACUGAGUAUUAUAACAAAAAGACAGUAUUUCAUUAAAUGUGUCUGUCUCAUUAUGAUGCAUUCAAUAAGACUAGAUGAGCUUUUCCACGGUGGUACAUAAACCACAUUCCAUCUGACUGCGAUAACACUACUUAGCAGACUGAAUAGACUCUAAGCUCAAACAACAAAAUAAAUCAAGAAUAUAUAAUUAAAUCUUAAGUAUCAUUUUGAAAUUUUAAAUGCAAUAUAAU